AUGUAUUUGAUAUAAUUGUUAGCCUCUGAUCCAGACGGGCAUGUUGUUCGUUGCCGAUGGGCGAGCAUGGCCAAGGGUGAGUGUCCUGUGCCAGUAGACGGAAACAGUGUAUGUGAGAGUGCUACAGACAACGCUAUUCUAGAUAAGGACCGUUGCGAACUUGAGAUUCCAGUGCUGGGUGAGGCGGGAUGGUAUGGAGCGUCUAUCAUGGUUGAAGACUUCAUUGAUAAAGAUUCAACAGAACCGCUCAGUUCGGUUCCAUUUCAAUUUCUUCUGAACGUAACGAAACCGGGAAGCUGCAUAGGACCAUCGCUGAUUGGCCCAGAAUAUGAAGUGAUACAACCUGGACAGAAGUGGACCGGACAAAUAACAGCUAGGCUUCCUUCAGAUUCAGAGGGAUCUAGCAUCAUAGCUUUGCUGAUGAGUCCGCCGACAGGUAUGACGUUUGAAGUUCAAACUUCUUUACCAGCUCCUGAAGCGACCGCUGCGUUGAAGUACACGGUGCCAGAGGGAGCAUCUGGGUUUAUUGGAUUCUGCUACACUGCUCUGGAUAACAACUGGGUUCAAAACGCGGUGACUACAGAACCAGUAGAUAACGAGCCACCUGUCUUGAUUUCUGAAUUGUCAAUUCCUCCUCCCGCCGGUGCAAAAUUCAGUAAUAAGAAAGGAGACGAAGUUCCUGAAACGUGGAGUUUAACAUUCACAAAACCAUUCGACAGACCGAAAAAGCCUUCGUUUAUCCGCCUCAAAGAAAGUGGCCGCAAAAAAACAGAGGAAAUUGCAAAAUUUAAUGUUGCUAAUCCAAGAGAGGUUGUAUUUGUGGACGGUAAACAAAGUGCAACCGUUAAAUUCAAGCCACCAUUGAAAAAAUUAAAAGAUGGUGUCAGCUACAUAAUAGAAGUUGAUGCUGGAACAGCUAUUGUCUUCCAACCUGACCCAUGCGGAAAUGCGCCCGCAGAAAAUCCAAAUCCAGUGUCAAUGUAUGGUUUUGAAACAAAAUCUUGCAAAUCUACGCCUCCACCAAAAAUGUUGCCCACCGAAUCUACACCUUCAGAAGGCAAGCCUAUGACAAGAGGAAAAGCAUGGCAAAUCAAAUUCAAUACUAAGAUUAAACGUCCUUCGAAUCCUGCUUUUAUCAAAGACGGCAAUGUUGAAGUUGCCAGUUUCGAUACGUCCGACCCGACCCAAGUUGAGUUCCCGAGUGAUGACGCAACUGUACUGCGGUACACACCGACGUUUGAAAUGGAAGAUGACAAACAAUAUUCGCUUUCUAUCGGCAGUGGCAUUGCAGUGGCUGCAAAGGCAGGGAAAUGCAGAAACGACCGGAAAGUGAACGAGAAUGUUCUGUCUCACUACAACUUUUUAUCACCGCCCCCACUAAAACCAUAUUCAUCAUGCGGCGAAAACAGUAUGACGUUUUACGUACCUCAUAAAGCAGUUAAUAAAAUGGAUCCUACUCUACUCCAUUUACACGAUAAACGAUGCAAAGCUGAAAGGCUUGACAAAGAUUAUUUGGUUAUCACAACAUUCUACGACGAAUGUGCCACAAAGUUUAAGCGUUUGGGACCAAAUUCUAGGCGUUACAUAAACACACUUCGUAACUCACCGAAACCUGUAUUUGAAGGCCCGUCAGCAACAAGAGAAGUGCAAAAAGUGGACAUACGAUUUGUUUGUGACGUCACAGGUUCAGGAGUGAAUGAUCCCCGAUACAACUCUAACAAUGGUGUCAAAGGAAAGAAGUAUUCUGGCAGCUCUAAAAUGAAAACACAUCUUGCGCUGUAUACUGAUGAAAACUUUACAGAGAAAACUACAACGAGAUUCCCCAACGUCUCUUUCAGCAAUACGCUGUACUUUGCCGGCAUAGCUGAAGAUUCCAAUAAUCGACUGGAAAUCGAAAGCUGCAGAGCUACGGCUAAGGACAAGACUUGCACUACAGAUGAUGAACCUUAUGUCUUCAUUGAAAACGGGUAGCUGUCUAACUUACUGGAUUAUUAGUACAUGUCUCACGAGAAAUAUAAAUAAAUAAAAUAUUUAUAGGCCUAAGCACGUAAUGACAAAAGCAAGUAAACAGAUCUUUAUGAGCUAUCGUGCGCAUGUGAUGUGGUCUCUAUGAAAUCAUGCCGACCCAAUGACCAUUGACCUUUAAUUUUUUUUUUUUAUUAAUAAUAAUAAGGUGUAUUAUAUCUUUUUGUUCUAACGUUUUCGUUUUUCGUUUUUUCUUAUUUAUUUUUGUCAACUGUAUAAAUCAGAGCAGGAUCCAACACUUUUACCGUUUUUACAUA
This is a messenger RNA of Anneissia japonica, 2282 nucleotides long. RefSeq lists its product as uncharacterized. The record is from RefSeq and is a predicted model, not a curated record. NCBI's taxonomy places the organism in Eukaryota, Metazoa, Echinodermata, Crinoidea, Comatulida, Comatulidae. The transcript has 10 exons. Bases 67 to 1971 code for a protein of 634 amino acids.